Leucoraja erinaceus (little skate) is the source of this 1774-nucleotide messenger RNA. RefSeq names its product regulatory factor X-associated ankyrin-containing protein (gene rfxank). Gene Ontology annotation, cellular component: nucleus. The record is from RefSeq and is a predicted model, not a curated record. Lineage: Eukaryota; Metazoa; Chordata; Chondrichthyes; Rajiformes; Rajidae. Gene Ontology annotation, molecular function: protein binding. The transcript has 9 exons. The coding region runs from base 538 to 1464 and encodes 308 amino acids. Gene Ontology annotation, biological process: regulation of transcription by RNA polymerase II.
GGUGGUUGGUGGUGGCAUCGUCUGAUUGACAGGCGGUGGUCCCGGGCCUGGAUCCUCGCGGCUGCUCGCAGGCACUCUCCAGCUGAUGUGCCAACAAAGUCCGCCGUCGGUAAACGUCCUUUAAAAGCUUCAGAGAGAAAAUACAUCUGAACCUCCAGUAUCUUUGCAUUUGACUUUUCCACUAAAUCCCGCCUCCCGUUUGUAUCGAUUGGCUGCUGCGUGCAAAACUGACGCCGAUUGGCACCGGCGACUGCCAUUCAUGCUCCGGAUCCUGGGCCGGUGGGUAGACGGGGCCCCCGGGGAUGUCCGGCGGCUGCAGGCACGUUCCCUGCAUUUGUGAAAGAAAUCACAAGUUGUACAAAUCAUAAAUAUUGCAACAAAAUACAUGCAUUAUAUUUGCUCAUCUGUAUUGUGGGAUAUACCCCCACUUACUUUCACUUUUGGAAGGGGAAGUGUUUACUGUGAAGACGCGAGCGAGCUGAACCUUGUGAAACUGAUUGCAAACGCCCCUUUACGUUACAGGGGAAAUUCUGUGCCAUGGAUGAAGAGGAAGGCAGGUUGCCCCUAAGUGGGGAGAGGAGUCCAGGGACCGUGGGAAGUGGUCCCAGGAAGGAACAGACAGCAUUGGGCAGGAAUGGUGAUCGCCGUCACAGCAAGAGAGCCUCCUCGACACACCCUGCCAAGAAGGAGUCUCGAGCGGUGGCUGCCCCGGGCAACUUCAUCCAGGUCAACGAAAAUGCAGAGCAGAUCAAAACACGCAGCCUGGAGCCCAAAGCCCUCUCUUCUGACCUGGGAGAGGCUCCUUUCCUGGGGAAUGAUACAUCAGAGGAGAUAUCUGAGCGAGAUGGUCCCGACGCUCCGCUGUCCUCACCCGUGGAGAAAUCCGGUGCCGCGCAGAAGUACGCCACCACGCUCACCAACCGGCAGAGGGGCAACGAGCUCUCAUCCAUCCCGGCAAACCUUGACACUCUGUCGGUUCAUCAGCUGGCUGCCCAGGGAGAUCUGUGCCAGCUCACAUCGUGCCUUCAGCCAGGGGAUAUGCUCCUGAAUGUGCCGGACGAGCAGGGGUUCACACCACUGAUGUGGGCGGCAGCGUUCGGAGAGAUCGCCGUGGUGAGGUUUCUGCUGGAGACGGGAGCUGACCCAUGUAUCCUGGCGAAGGAGCGGGAGAGCACGCUGUCUCUGGCCAGCAUCCAGGGAUACACAGACAUCGUCCUGCUGUUCCUUGAGCACGGAGUGGACGUCAACAUCUACGACUGGAAUGGUGGCACUCCACUGCUGUAUGCAGUGCAUGGGAAUCACGUACGCUGUGUGGAAGCUCUACUGGCCAGUGGUGCUGAUCUGACGAUGGAGGCAGACUCUGGUUACAGUCCCAUGGACUUGGCUGUAGCCCUGGGAUUCAAAAAAGUUCAACAAGUCAUUGAAAACCAUGUACUGAAGCUGAUGCAGAACAACAGAGAGUGAUCGCGGGGCACACAAGGGAACCGGCCAAUACCCCCGGUGGCACUGACAAAAUACCCUCCCACCCUCCUCUCACCCUGUAGCCCACCUGCACCCCUCGUCUGCCUGGGCAGAUGAUGGGGGUUGUCGUGGACUGCAGCUUGAAUCAGAAUCGACCAGCCCAGAGCCAACUAGAUCACACUAAUGCCUCCUGGAUAUCAGAUCAGUUGUACCGUUAAAGGGUGGCCAGCAUCUGUCUUUGCACGGGUCUGUGAGAAGGAUACCUGCAAAUUUCUAACAUGUAAACAAAACAUUAAAGUUUAUUUUUUUUAAA